Molecule: messenger RNA, 5149 nt
Organism: Thecamonas trahens ATCC 50062
Lineage: Eukaryota; Apusomonadida; Apusomonadidae
Exons: 2
Coding region: 1-4944 (1647 amino acids)
Biological process (GO): double-strand break repair via homologous recombination; endosomal transport
Cellular component (GO): late endosome; cytosol; lysosome
Source: RefSeq, a predicted model, not a curated record
AUGGUAGCGCCAACGCCACCGCGGCCGCAUGCGCAGCAGGAGGAGUCGGGCACGGUUGCAGGCCCUACACUGACGUCGCGGGCACUGGUCGACAUGCGUCCGGCCGGUCUGCCGUCAGACCAGAUCCAACGGUCGGCUGUGGUGUUUAUGGACUCGGGCUCGUCGUCGGGCUCGCCGCCACUGCGGCGGCGUCAAAGGCCCCGGGCUCGCCAGGCCCAGGCCGGGCCGCGGAAAGAGCGUAGCGGGAGCUCGGCCUCGGGCUCGCCCGGCCCGCUCCCGCCGCCGGGCUACAAGACCUUCUACUUUUCGCUCGAGCCGCCGCAGGUCGUCCACCGCGACGCCUCGCCGCAUGUGCCAGAGACGCUGGUACGGACCAGGGUGCGCAAGCGGGUCAAGACCCGCCGCAGAGUCGAACCGCAAGUCUCCGCGCCGCCUGCCACUCCGCCGCCCGCCAACAACGGCAACGCCACCGCGUCCGGCUCAAACUCGGAUUCACCGUCCGGUAAGCUCUCUAUCGAAGAUCUCGAGCCGUUUCUGCACGCUCGCCUGCCUGUGCCGUCGGCGCCGCACGCGCAGGACGAUCUCUAUCCGCACCUGCUCGGGCUCGACCGCGAGAUCCUCUUCCGCAUCCUCCACUCGCUUGGAGUCCGGGAUCUGGAGGCCUUGGCACUCACCUGCCUCCCUCUCAAUCUGUUUAUCACCCAGCAUGCGCCGCUGUGGCGAGUCAAGGCCCAUGCCCUCGAUCGCGCGCUAGACGAUGCGACUCGGCCACCGGCGCCGCCGACUCAUGCGCCGCCGUCGCACGCCGACUUGCUAUCGGGCUCGCAGUCUGGAACGCCGACGUCAGACUCGGGCUCGGACGAGUACGACUACUCGGGAUAUGACGAGUACGACGAGCCGGAUUCGGACGGGCUGCUCUCGCCCAAAGCUGCCGCCGCUCUCCAGAUCCGUGAGCUGAAGACCCAAGUCCAGCAGCUACAAGCUGACCUCGUCGUCGAGCGGACGGCUCGCGAACAUGCUGUAAGCCGACUUGAGGCCAGUGGCGCGCAGAGCGGCGAUAGCGAUGACGCGCAAGCCGUCGCUGUCGCUCGCACCGCGGAGUUGGAGGCCAAGGUCGAGGCCAUGCACUCUGCUGCCGAGGAGCGGGACCAGCGGUUGCUGGCGCUUGCGUCACAGCUGGGCGCGGCAAAGCGGGUUGCGCGUGAGCUCGAGGCCGAGCUUGUCGCCGCCAAUGAGGCUGCUGCCGCUCGCGAGGCUGAGUUAGUUGCCCAGCUCGAGGCCGAGCGCAAUGGCCGUGCCCGCGCAGUUGCUGUUGCCGCCGCCACCGCUGAAGCUGCUGCUGCCGAUGAGGAGCACCUGUCGGCAACGCUUGAUGAGCGGCUUUCGGCGGCACACCGGGCGAGGCUGAAUGCCGAGGACGCAGCGGCGAGUGCAGAGGCCGAGGCAGCUGCCAGCCGUGCCGACGCUGACGCGGCCCGCGAGGCAGCGGCGCGGCUGACACAGGAAGCCACGGUCCGCGACAGCCAGCUGGCAUCGCUCCGCCGCAUGAACACGGAGCUCGAAGCUGUGCUCGUCGAGAUGAGCGGCGACGCCGGAGGCCUGGGGCCGCGCGAUGUGGCGGUCCUCCGGUCGUCGGUGGCUUCGCUCCGGGCGGCGCACAGCGAGCUGAGCGCUGAUGCUCAGGAGCUUGCUGCGUUGCACGCUGAGGCUCUGGCGCAAAUGGGUGCAUCGCUCGGGGCGCUGGCAGCAUCACACGACAACGAGCUGGUCAGCCUCCGAUCGUCCCUCGCCUCGCUGGUUGAGCUCGUUGAUGUCAACGAUGGUGCCAGCAGCAGGCCAGGCUCGCCGUCUCCGGCCAACUCGGAGGCUGUACGGGCGAUGAUGGUCAUUGCCCAGCUCGAAGAGCGCAACGAGCGGCUGGAAGCCGAGCUAGAGGCCUCGCGCCUGCUUGUCUCGCAGCACAUGGCGCAUCUGGAGAGCCAGAACGCAGCGCAGGCUGUUGAUCAAGAGCGGCUGGUCGCUCUAGCAGCGCGUCUCGCCGAGCUCGAGGCCGAACUCGAAGAGACAUCGGUGGCGCUGGCGGCCGAGACCCAACGGUGCGUGGCGCUAGAAAACUCGUCGACCUCGUCGCAGCUGGCGGCGUCGUACUCGCUACUCCAGGAGCAAAACGAGGCGCUGGAGAACGAGCACGCACUGGUGGUGAGAGAGCUUCAGGCCGAACGCUCGGCUGCAGCCACGUUGAGCGAAGAGCUCGUCGCGCUCCGCACCCGUGCCGAGACUGCCGAGGAGGCGGUGUCACGCGAGCAAGCCGCUCGCACCACUGCCGCCAACGAGGCCGAGAUGGAGCUGGGCGCGGCCCGGGUUCGCAUUGCGGAGCUGGAGGAUCUUGCUGCCGAGUUGCCUGCGCUCCGCGAGGCCGCAGUCAAGGUUAUUGAGCUGGAGACCCAAGUGCUCGAGGUCGAGGCUGAGGUUGAGGCCAAAGCGGCCAAAGCCAGCGAGUACAAGACCAAGCUCAAGGCCAAGAAGAAGGAGGUCAAGGCGCUGGACAAGGAACUCGCCGAGCUUCGCGAGCAGCACGCGCUCGAGUCUGAAGAGCACGUUGCGGCGUUGGCAGCGGCGCAACAGGCCGCCGAGCAGCGGGCCGCCGCCGCCGAGGCUGCCGCCGCUGCCGAGCGUGAGUCGGGCAAGGCCGCAGCGGCCGCGGCGCUCGUCGACCACAUGGUGGAGAUGGCGGCGGCGCAGGCGGCGGCGAGCGAGAUGCAAGCCGCAGCGGUGGCGACCGCAGUGGCCGAGGGCGAGGCCGCUGUUGCCGCAAUCCGCGAUGAGCUCCUCCUCUCGCAGUCGAUGCUGAUGACCGCCGAGAGCAACGGGCGGGAAGAAGGCGAGGCGACAGCGGCAGCGACGGUGGCCGCGCUUCGGACUGAGGUCUUUGAGCUGGCGCGCGAGGCCGAUGCGCUGCGUGCAGAGCGGACCAAGGCCGAGGCCGAGGUGGUCACUGUUGGCAAGACCGUGGUCGAGCUGCGGGAGCAGGUGGCGAUGAUGCACAAGGAGCUCAUUGCGCUCAGCGAUGCUGCCGAGGCCGCCGAAGCCAGCAAGGCCGAGGCCGAGCGGCUGCUCUCGGUCCGCAACGACGAGGUGGCCGACAAGGUGGCCGAGCUCGAGACGGCAUCGCAGCUCAUGGAUCAGCUCCGUGAGCGGCUGGUGGGCACUGUGGCCAAGUCGCGCGAGAUGGAGAGCGCGCUGCGGGACGUCGACCAUGAGCGGACCGCACUGCGGCAGCGGGCGGCGGAGCUGGAUGCCAAGCUGGCAGAAGAGCGGGCGUCGGCGACAUGCCCGUCCGCCCGUGAAGAGGCGCUGGCGGCCGAGCUCAUCCAGACCAAGAAGGCGCUGGCGAGCCGGCUGCAGCAGCUCGGCGAGGCGCGGUCAAAGGUCGUCCGCCUCUCGAAGAGGGUGAGCGACGGCGAGGCGGCCGCAACAGCGAGGGAGGCCCAUCUUGAGUCCUCGGUCUCGGCGCUGAGCCACGAGCGUGACCGGCUGGCGAGCGCAUGCGCCGAGUCGGCGCGCAAGAUGACGAGCCUUCAGGCGCGGAUCGACGAGCUGGAGGUUGUCGUCGGGUCGGGCCAGCUGGCGUCGAGCGCUCGGAUGAGCGAGCAGCUUCGCGCUGAGGCCGAGGCGCGUCAGGCGGCCGAGGCUGCGCUGGACAGCGCGCAGGCCGAGCUGGCACAUGUGCAAGCAGAGGCGCGGGAGGCGCGGGAGUUGCGCCGCGAAGUUGCGCUGCGCGAGGAGCAGCUCCAGCGGGCGACGGCACUGCUCAACGCAUCGCGCUCGCCGAGCCCCGUCCAGCGGGUCCGCACCGGCGACCGGCACGGUCACGGCGUGAGCACCGACGACGAGAAGCGGCUUGUGCUCUCGUACGCGCGGUACCAGGACACACUGGCCGACGGGCUGGUCGGUGACGGCUCCGAGUCAGUGGCACUCAUGGUGCGCCGGCUGCACGAGCUCGGAUGGACCCGUCCCCAGCUCGAAGUUGUCCACGCGCUUGCCGCCGAUGCCGGCAUGCUCGGCGACGCCGACUCGCCCGGAGAGACGGAAGACAUGGUGGUGUACGGCUUUGCCAUGCACGACGUGGAGAGUGGUAUGCCUGUGGCCUGGCAGUUCUACACGCCCGAGGGCAACAACGAGCACGCGCCCGAGCGCCUUCGCUACCUCACGGCCCGAGUCACAGGCGCCGUCCGCUUCGACCUCGCCUGCGCUGCCUUUGACGCCGGCGCUGAGCUGGGCGAUGGUGCUGCGAGCGGCGCAGGCGGCGCGGGCGGUGCGGGCGUAGGCGAUGGCGGCGGCCCGAGCGGAGCUGGCGAUGGCGGGGGCAACGCGGGUGGGAGCGCCGUGGGCGGGAGCGGUGGCGGCGGCGGCGGCGACGACGGCGACGGUGGAGGCGGGAGCGGCGCGGGAGGGGCAAGUGGAGGUCAGGGGCUGGAUCGGCGAGUGAUCGACGUGGUAGCACGCGGGGCAGGCCAGCUGGGCGCACUGGGCGCGGUGAGCGAGGGUGACGUCGACGCGGUCAUGGGCGCGACGGGCCCGUUGAAGCUGGUCGGCGUCUCGUCGGGCGGCUUUCGGCUCGGCGGCGACGGGAGGCUGGUGCCGGCGGACGCCGUGGUGGUGUGGCGGCGAGUCAACAAGGUGGCGUUCUCGCUGGUGGUCUUUGCCGACGAGAACAUGCGUGCGGCAACGACGUUCCUCCGCACCUUUUCGCUCAUCCUCGCCGAGCACUUUAAGAGCGACAAGCUGACCGAGACGCCGGCGGAGCUGCUUGCCCGGCCGGAUGAGGUCCUGACGCUUCUGAUGUACCAGCUGCCGUGUGGCCAGCUGAUGACGACGACAGUGCACACGGCGCGGCACCUCAAGAAGGAGGCCGAGUUUCUGCUCAACGCCGGCGGCAAGUGAGAAGCGCUGCGUCAGGCACGCUCCCGCUCAAAGGUGAUGAGGGUCUUGCCGGGGCCGGAGCCGGUCGAGGCGUCGAGCGUGCGGAAGGCGGCGACGACGGCGUCAAGGGCGGCGCGCUCAGCGGACGAGGCUGAUGGUGGGCUUUCAGUCGGCGACGCGUCGGGUAUGCUCUCAAAGGGGCCAAAUGUAAAGAGGGAGUCCGUGG